AUGUCUCGAUCCCGCCAUGCAAGGCCUUCCAGAUUAGUCAGGAGGGAAGAUCUAAGCAAAAAGAAAAACAGCCAACUGAAGAAGACCUCCAAGCCAGCCAACAAAAAUGUGGCAUCAGUCAAGACUGUGAGCCCUGGAAAAUUAAAGCAAUUAAUUCAAGAAAGAGAUGUUAAGAAAAAAACAGAACCCAAACCACCUAUGCCAGUUAGAAGCCUUCUGACAAGAGCUGGAGCAGCACGGAUGAACUUGGAAAGGACUGAGGUUCUUUUUCAGAAUCCGGAGUCCUUAACUUGCAAUGGAUUUACAAUGGCUCUCAGAAGCACCUCUCUUAGCAGGCGACUCUCCCAGCCCCCACUGGUCACAGCCAAACCUAAGAAAAUUCCACCUUCUAAGAAUGUGGAAAAGCAACAUGAGUGUGAGUAUAAGGUGCUCACUGAUGUGGGAGUAAGGCACUCAGAAAAUCAGUCAGACCCCAUACAAGACCCCUUAAUCCCUCCUGACAUAGAAAAUCUAAUUGGUAUACAAAAUUCAUCUUUAAUUAAAGGUGAGAGCCAAAAGACAACCCAGUUUUGGUCCCAAAGUGUUGAAGAUGCUAAAAUAAAUAUUCCCACUUACAGCGGCCCUGCAGCAGAGAUCCAUUCUCAGUUAUUGGAAGGCACACAUGGUGAAGGGCUAUUCUCUGAAGAGACAUUAAAUGAUAUCAAUGAUUACAAUAGAAUGUUUGCUCAGGACACUGAGCGUGCUACUUUGCCCCAAAGAGCAAUCUCCAAGGUUACCUCUGAAAGAAACCCCAGCGUUCAGUUAGAAGAUUUGGGUUUGCGAGUAGAAUCUCUUAAGCUAUCUGAUUCUUACUUGGAUCCUGUCAAAAGUGAACAUGAUUGCUAUCCCACCUCUAGCUUUAAUAAGGUCAUACCUGAAUUGAACCUUAAAAACUGUUUGUCUAUUGGUGGGUCUGUAUAUCCUACCUCUUUAAUAAAACUCCUCUUGGCAGGCUCAGAACAAGAAACCAUUGGUGCUAACUCAGAUCAAGAUACCCUCAAAAUUACCCUAGAUCAACAGGAAGUUUCUGGUGCUACUCCAGAUCAAAAAAUUUCUGAUACCAGCCCUGUCCUAGGAGAGGCCUUCAGUGCUACCCCACAUCAAUGGGAAAUUCCUGGUGCUAACCCAGUUUGUGGCGAGGCCCUAGGUGAGACCUCAAACCUACCAGAGAUUCCUGGUGCUUUUCCAGUCCAAGGAGAGGUCUUUGGUGCCAUGCUAAACCAACAAGAAACCCUUGGUGUGAGUGGUGGUGCUGUCCCAGACCUGCCUAUUUUCCUUGCUGCUCCUCCAGACCCAAUUGCCACCUAUCAUGUUGCCCCAGAAUUGCCUGAGCCCCAGAGCACUGCUUCUUAUGGGCUUGAGGCCCAGGGUGCUUUGCAGAUUUUGCCUUUGGGUUGCUUAGGUUACAUUCCUCAGUCAUCAUCAAACUCAGAGAAAAGUUCGGUACUUCCAGCAAUGACCAUAAGCAAUAAAGAAAAUGAGAAGCAGGUUCAUAUCAGCUUUUUACCAGUUUAUACUCAGAGGUUCACAUUAGCCCCUGAGAGAGGACUAUACCAGGCUUCGCUGAGUGUUGCUCAACUCUCCCAGCCCAGUCCCAGCAAAUCAGUAGGAGGAAGUUCCCAGGUCCACGUCACCAGUACAGUUGAUGUUGUCAACCCUGCAAUAGUGUCUAUGUCAGUGUCACUUGCUAGUACCUCUCCUUCCUACACAACCUUGCUACCUACUUUGGAAAAAAAGAAACGAAAGCGAUGUGGAGUCUGUGAGCCUUGCCAGCAGAAGACCAACUGUGGUGAAUGUACUUACUGUAAGAAUAGAAAGAAUAGCCAUCAGAUCUGUAAGAAGAGGAAAUGUGAAGAACUGAAAAAGAAACCAUCCGUCAUUGUUCCUUUGGAGGUUAUAAAGGAAAACAAGAGGCCCCAGAGGGAAAAGAAGCCCAAAGUUUUAAAGGCAGAUUUUGACAAGAAACCAGUAAAUGGCCCCAAGUCAGAAUCCAUGGAAUACGGUAGAUGUGGCCAUGUGGAAGAACAAAGAUUGGAAGUGAACCCAUAUCCCCUUGAAAAUGUAACUAGAAAUGAAGAAAGCAUGACAGGUAUUGAAGUGGAGAAGUGGACACAAAGCAAGAAAUCACAUUUAACUGAUCAUGUCAAAGGAGAUUUCAGUGCAACUGGGACAGAAGCAGAAAAAUGGAAGAACUCUAAAGAUGAUAGGAAAAACGUCAUACUUUCUGACCUCCUUGAACCUCAGAAAUUAUUUGCACAAACUGUAAAAAAUGGCAUUAAAAACGUACGCUAUUUACCAACUGAAACAAGUGUAUCAUUUAAAAAAUUUAAUAUUGAAAAAUUUGGCAAGGCACUUGAAAACAAUUCCUAUAAAUUCCUAAAAGACACUGCAAACCAUAAGAAUGCCAUGAGCUCUGUUGCUACUAGUGUGACCUGUGAUCAUCUCAAGGGGGCAAGUAAUGUCUUUGUCUUCCAGAAACCUGGAUUUAACUCCAAGUCUGUCCCAGAUCCCACAAAUUUUAAUUUAAAUAGUUAUAGCAGCACACACAAUGAAAGUGAUCAGCCUAAAACUCCUGAGAGUAUACCCGUUAAAGAACCAAAAGAUGGAUCUCCAGUUCAGCCAAGUCUUUUAUCCCUAAUGAAAGAUAGGAGGUUAACGCUCGAGCAAGUGGUGGCCAUAGAGGCCCUGACUCAACUCUCAGAAGCUCCAUCAGAGAAUUCUUCACCAUCAAAAUCAGAGAAGGAUGAAGAAUCAGAGCAGAGAACAGCGAGUUUGCUUAACAGCUGUAAAGCUAUUCUCUACUCUGUAAGAAAAGACCUCCAAGACCCAAACUCACAAGGUGCACCACAAAGCCUGCAUCACUCUCAAUCUUUGGAAAAGGAAAGUUCAUGCAAUAUGGUGGUAUUCAAUGGCCAAAACACCAUUUCCAAGUCACACAACAGCUCAGUUAUUAACCAAUCAUCCACUAAGUCACAGGAAUAUUCAAAAGUCACAAAUUCAACAUCUCUCUUUAUGCCAAAUUCAAAUUCGUCUAAAAAUGACACCAAUAAAAAUGUUGCUCAAGGUAGAAUUACUCUUGACAGUUAUUCCACAAAUUUACAUCAGCUUCCACCAAGAAGUAAUAAAUUGGAGUAUUGUAACCAGUUACCGGACAGCAGUAAAAAGUUGGACUCAAAGGAUGAUCUGUCGUGUCAGGAUGCAGCUCAUAGUCAAAUAGAGGAAGAUGUUGCAACACAGUUAACACAACUUGCAUCAAUAAUUAAAUGCAAUUAUAUAAAACCAGAGGAGAAAAGAUAUGAAAGUAUACCAGCAAGCCUUUCUGCACAUGACGCACAGCAGAAAUGUAGUCAGGAGAAGAGCACAGUACAGCAGAAGCCACCUUCAAGUGUACACAACAAUCAUGGCUCAUCACUAACAAAACAAAAGCACACAUCCCAGAAAAAGACAAAGUCCACCCCACCAAGAGAUCGACGGAAAAAGAAGCCUAUAGUCAUAAGUUGUGAAGAAAAUGACCAGAAGAAACAGGAACAGUUGUCAUAUGAAUAUAGUAAAUUAUAUGAAAUUUGGAUGGCAUCCAAAUUUCAAAGAUUUGGUCAAUUUGUCCCACAUGAUUUUCCUAUUCUGUUGGGAAAAAUUCCUCCCCUAACCAAAGCAUGGAAGCCACUGACUCAUACAAAUUCAGCUUUACAACACAAAAAAUUAUUUCCUCCUCUCACUCAGAUAAAAUUUGAGAGAUACUAUCCUGAAUUAGCCCAGGAAAAAAUGAUAAAGUUUGAACCAUUGGAUUCUUUAUCCCACUUCAAAACAGAAUCCAAUGGGCAGGCGUUUACAGACAAAGCUUACAAUUCUCAGGUACAGCUAACAGGGAAUGUCAAUCAGAAAGCUCAUCCAUUGCCCCAGCCCUCCUCUCCACCGACCCAGUGCGCUAACCAGAUGGCUGGAGAUGACCAAACACAGUUUCAGCAGGAUAUGAAAGAGCAACUCACGCAUCAGAGACUGCUGACAUUGCCUGGUAUCUCUCAUGAGAGACCCCUAUCGGACCCAGCAGAAAUUCUCAGGAAUGUAAAUGUAGUAUGUUCAGGUGGAAUUACAGUGGUUUCAACCAAAAGUGAAGAGGACGUCUGUUCAUCUAGCAUUGGAGCAUCAGAAUUUUCUCCAGGAGACAGUGCACAGAAAAAUUUUAAUGAUUAUGCCAUGAACUUCUUUACUAACCCCACAAAAAACCUGGUGUCUACAACAAAAGAUUCGGAUCUGCCAACCUGCAACUGUCUAGAUCGAGUUAUACAAAAAGACAAAGGUCCAUAUUAUACACACCUUGGGGCAGGACCAAGUGUUGCUGCUGUCAGGGAAAUCAUGGAGAAUAGAUUUGGCCAAAAAGGAAAUGCAAUAAGAAUAGAAAUAGUGGUGUAUACGGGAAAAGAAGGAAAAAGCUCUCAUGGAUGUCCAAUUGCUAAGUGGGUUUUGAGAAGAAGCAGUGAUGAAGAAAAAGUUCUUUGUCUGGUCCGGCAGCGUACAGGCCACCACUGUCCAACAGCUGUGAUGGUGGUGCUCAUCAUGGUGUGGGAUGGCAUUCCUCUCCCCAUGGCUGACAGAUUAUACACGGAGCUCACUGAGAGUCUAAAAUCAUACAAUGGUCAUCCCACAGACCGAAGAUGUACCCUCAAUGAAAAUCGGACCUGUACCUGUCAAGGGAUUGAUCCAGAGACUUGUGGCGCUUCAUUCUCUUUUGGCUGUUCAUGGAGUAUGUAUUUCAAUGGCUGCAAGUUCGGUAGAAGUCCAAGCCCCAGAAGAUUUAGAAUUGAUCCAAGCUCUCCCCUACAUACUCAGAAAGUUUACUACCCACAGACCUACUAUGAAAGAAUUACUAGAGGACGUAAUCCAGAAAGAAGAUGUAUGAAACCGGAUCGAAUCUGUCCGGGACACGAGGCCAUGGAAGAAGCAUGGCUCAUUCCAGGAACUGACAGGCGUAUGGCUGAAGCACAGCAGGUAGAAUAUGAGCACGUUGCCCGAGAAUGUCGGCUUGGCAGCAAGGAAGGUCGGCCUUUUUCUGGGGUCACUGCUUGCCUGGACUUCUGUGCCCAUCCUCACAGGGACAUUCACAACAUGAAUAAUGGAAGCACUGUGGUUUGUACUUUAACACGAGAAGAUAACCGCUCAUUGGGUGUUAUUCCUCAAGAUGAGCAGCUCCAUGUGCUACCUCUUUAUAAACUUUCAGACACAGAUGAGUUUGGCUCAAGGGAAGGAUUGGAAGCAAAGAUCAAAUCUGGGGCCAUCGAGGUCCUCACACCUUGCCGCAAAAAAAGAACACGUUUUACACUGCCUGUUCCUCGUUCUGGGAAGAAGAGAGCAGCAAUGAUGACAGAAGUGCUUGCUCAUAAGAUAAGGGCAGUGGAGAAGAAACUCAUUCCUCGGAUCAAGCGGAAGAAUAACUCAACAACAAUCAACAGUAAGACUUCAUCACUGCCGCUUUUAGGGUGUAAAAACGAGACCUUGCAACCUGAAAUAAAAAGUGACACUGAACCACAUUUUAUCUUCAAAGGUUCAGACAACACUAAAACCUACUCACUGAUCCCAUCCAUUCCUCACCCAGUGAAAGAGGCCAACUUAUCUCCAGGCUUCUCCUGGUCCCCUAAGAGUACUUCGGCCACAACAGCUCCAUUUAAGAAUGAUGCAGCAGUCUCCUACAGGUUUUCAGAAAGAAGUAGCAGUCCCCACUGCACAAUGCCUUCUGCCAGACUCAGUGGUGCUAAUGCAGCUGCUGGGGAAAGCACUGGAAUUGCACAGUCUGAUGAAUCGGCUCCUUUCCCCACCCUGUCUACUCCCACGACAGAUUCCCUGGUUUAUUCUGAGCCUCCCACUGGUCCAACUGAGCAGCUAACUCCUGAUCAGCCAAACCAGGAGCCCUCGUUCAUCACCUCUCUUCAUGAACUUGCUCCCUUGGUCGUGGAAGAAGAUGAGCAGCAUUCUGAAGCAGAUGAGCCUCUUUCUGAUGAUCCCCUUUCAGAUGAUCCCUUGUCACCUGCUGAGGAGAAAUUACCCCACAUCGAUGAGUAUUGGUCAGACAGUGAGCAUAUCUUCUUGGAUGCCAAUAUUGGUGGGGUGGCAAUAGCACCUGCCCAUGGCUCUGUUUUGAUUGAGUGUGCCCGGCGAGAGCUUCAUGCUACAACUCCUGUUGAGCAUCCAAACCGGAAUCAUCCUACACGCCUCUCCCUUGUCUUCUACCAGCACAAAAACCUGAAUAAGCCUCAACACGGCUUUGAACUAAACAAAAUUAAAUUUGAGGCUAAAGAGGCUAAGAAUAAGAAAACUAAGACUUCAGAGCAGAAAGACCAGGCAGCUAAUGAAGGUCCUGAACUGUCCCCUGAAGUUAAUGAAUUGAACCAAAUUCCGUCUCAUAAAGCAUUAACAUUAACCCAUGAUAAUGUUGUCACCGUGUCCCCUUAUGCUCUCACACAUGUUGCAGGGCCCUAUAACCAUUGGGUCUGA
Molecule: messenger RNA, 6525 nt
Organism: Orycteropus afer afer
Lineage: Eukaryota; Metazoa; Chordata; Mammalia; Tubulidentata; Orycteropodidae
Source: RefSeq, a predicted model, not a curated record